Molecule: messenger RNA, 3930 nt
Organism: Effrenium voratum
Lineage: Eukaryota; Dinophyceae; Suessiales; Symbiodiniaceae
Source: the annotation of a GenBank genome assembly
AUGGUGAGGGCAUAUGAGAAGGCGAAUUCUUUGGAGGAUGCUUUGUACUGGGCGAAGCAGGCCGACGCGCGCCUCUCCGAGCAAGAUCCUGUUGCCUCCUACGCGCUAGGAAGUUUUGGUCUGAUCUAUGCGAAGAAGGAAGAGUGGACAGCAGCUUCGGAUGCCUUCCAGAAAGCCAUUCGGGCCAGAACCUCAGUUGGGGACGGGCAUUCCUGGCGAAGCGCUGCUCUUUAUGUCCAGCUGGGAGAAGCCUUACGAGAGCAGGGCCAGCCACAAGAAGCAGUGGAUCAAAUCCAGACAGCUCGCCGCUUGUACCGAGAAACCGAGAGUGACCCGCGGACCGUGGGCCGAUGUUCCGUGGAGCUUGGCGUUUGCUACUUCGACCUGUCGGACCUGGAUCUUGCCAGGGAGGCAGCAGAGGUGGCCCAGGAGUGGUUUGCCAAAAUCCAGCAGGAAACUGAAAAGUUGGACGCUUUGAAUUUGCAGCUCCUGCAGUUCUACUUGGAUGCGAAGACCUGCACAGGCGCUGCUGCACAAGAUAAGAAAGACCAUUUGUUGCGCUUUGCCCAGGAGCCUCCAUUGGACUCCGACUCGCCGGCGGACGUGCCAAUCACUGAGGCCGAGAGCUGUGGGGAGUUGCUGCACCUGCUGGCGGCAAAGCACCUCAAAGUGCAGUGCAGUGACGCCGACCUGGGCCCCGAGCAGGCUCCGGCGCUGGCGGCAGCUUUGCAGCAUGCGCCCAUCGAGGCGCUGAUUCUAUCCUCCAACGAGCUGGGGCCGGAAGGCAUAGAGAUCUUGGCGCCUGCGUUGGCCAGCUGCUCAAACUUGAGGCACCUGGACCUGAGCUGGAACCAGCUGGGCGUCUCGGGCGCCCAAGUUGCUGCGGGCGCUUUGCCGAAGCUUCGGCUGCGGCACCUGGAGCUCGGCUCCAACCAGCUGGAGGCGUCCGGUGCCAUUGCACUGGCGCAGGCUUUGGCCAAGGACACCUCCAUCUUAGACUUGGACCUCAGUUGGAAUUCCAUAGGCGAUGAGGGUGGGAUCGCCAUGGCCGGGAUGCUUCGGAAGAACAGGAGCUUGCGACGACUGAACCUGGCCAUCAACAACCUGACCUCUGCCACCGCCGAGGCCUUCCGAAAGCUACAAGGCCACCCUUCGCUGAAGGAGGUGGACCUGGCUGGCAAUGAAAUCUCUGAUGAGCAAAUGCCCAGCGUCUUGAUGCGGCGGGUGUGGAUCGAGGACGAGGAUGUGUCGGUGCGACUCGCCACCAUGGAGGCGUUGCACUGCGCUGGCAAGCGCGGUGUGCGCAAGGGCGACAAGGUACUUGCCAAGCUGGUCAAGACUGACCCGGACUCCCAGGCCGGAAAAGGAUGGUGCAGGGCAUGCUGGGCCGAUCUGGCCAGUGAUGCCAAAUAUGCCACAGGCUAUUGCAGCCACUGCUGGCGUGAUUGGAAUCAGGCCAAAGGAGAGCGCGACGACGACUGGGUGCUGAUUCCAGACGACACGAAGCGCUUCCAGAAUACGCAUCUGCCACUGGGACAGAUUUUGUUCUCCCAGUCGACCAUUGCGGACAACUUCCGCAACGGCACCAAGCUGAGCGAAACCAUUGAGAAGCUGCAAAACUGCAGGAAGUUCAUGUAUGACCUUCCGCGCAUCAGCGUUGUCAAGCAUGACGGGAGGAACGUCAGCAUGGACAACCGCAGGCUCUACUGUCUUCAAAUGGCUUUUGCAGACAACACGUUGGUGCCAGUGAAGCUGUUUGAAGAUGUGGAUGCCUACGGAGCGGAGGACUUCAGCAAGAAGGCCACCUCGAUUUGUGGAGGCCAGAUGGUGGAGGUGCGGAGCUCCUGGUUCGAGUCCUCCGUGGACCUGGAGAUCCCCCGCCACGGCAAGGUCUUCUUGGCCCAAAGCCAGGUCAACUCGGUGCUUAAGGCCACCGGCGCCAGCUACCGCAUCAGCAAAGAGUCCAUCUCCUUUUGGGGAAGCCAUCGCCAGGUGGAGGAGGCGGUGCGCCAGUACCAGCGAGUCUUGGGGACCUAUGCCUUUGAGGAGGUGGAGUUGUUGGACGCGCACCUCAAGGACUACCUGUGGGAGCAGGACUUUAAGAACCGAUACCCUUCGGUUGACCUGAGCAUUCGAAAUGAAGUGCUGGCCCAGCUGGGCGGUGAGAAGGAGCAGGUGAUUGCCAUGAAGUCCUGCAUCUUGGAGCUUGUCAAGGAGCAUGCGCGGAUUUGGGAGUCUGUGUCGCUGCCGGCGCACAGUGGUCCCUAUUUUCGUCAGGUGCUCACUGAAAGACAGGUGAAAUGUUCCGUUGACGAGCGGUCUGACUUGGUGCACUUCUGGGGCAACGCAUCUAGCCGGGAUGCCAUGAAGAAUGUGGUGGCCGAAUUGCAGGAACACGUCCGCACGAAGCAGCUGCAAGAAGAGGACGCCUGGCUUCGCAAGCUGAUCAUCGGCAGGCAGGGCGUCAACGUGAAGCAGCUCUGCUGUGACACGAAGGUGCACAUCAAGGUGGGGCCAGACAUGGACCCAUUCGUGCGGAUCACUGGUCCAAAGGAAGAGGUGGACCUUGUGGCGCAGAGGUUGAAGGCAUUCCUUCGCGAGAACCGGUGGAUUGACCGAGAGCUGGCGUCGGUUCCUGGGGCGCGGCGCUACCUCCUCAAGCGGCUCAAGGCGAUUCAGCUGGAGAGCGAGGCACGGGUGACGCUGUCACGAGAAGAGGAGAAGAUGCGGAUCCGAGGCAAUCAGCGGCAGGUGGACUACGCGGAGGAGAUGGUGGAGCGGGCGCUGGCGGAGUUCGGCUCGGUGGCCUUGCGAGUGAACCGACACCUGGUGUCGCAACUUCUGGGGCAGCAGGGCCAGCACAUCCAGGAGCUGAAGGCCGACCUGGAAGCAGAAGUCUGGGUGCCCAAAGACACUGACGCGAGCCAGAGCCACGCGACCUGCCAAGUAACAGGCCGGCGAGAGGAUUGCCAGGUCUUGGUGGGCAAGAUCUGGCACUACUUGCGCCAAUACGAUGUGGUGAUCGUUCCGAUGGAGCCAAAGAUGGCAGGCCUCGUCAUAGGAAGAGGUGGUUGCAAUAUCAAAGAUCUCAAGGCUGGCCUUCAAAUCCACGAGGACACGCGCAAGAACCCUUGGGUCAUCACAGGGCCCACGGGUGAUGUGAACCGAUUCGUGCAGCGCCUCCAGCUGCGUUUCAGUGUUGGAUCUCUUGGCGGCUUGCAGCCGGUGUCUCUUUGCUGUCCCGGCUGCGACGCUGACUUCCCCACCGAGGGGCUUCUGGUUCAACACGUGGAGGACGGAAGAUGCGCAGCUCGAAUGUGCGCAGGCGCUUGCGGUGGCUACUUCCCCGACCAAAGCAGCUGUGAGAAGCACGAGAAGUUUUGCAGCUCGGUGAAGCGGUGUCCCGGAUGCCAGCGAGGCUUUGCAAGUGACAAGGCCGUUAAGGUGCACGUCCUGGCUACGGGGUGCCAAGCCUGCUGCUGUGAGGGGUGUUCAACGAUCUUUCAUGACAGUAGUGCGCUACAAGAACAUCAGACCACUUGCGAGUUGCACCAAGAAUGGUUGCGAGACCAGGAGGUGCGACGAGAAAUUCAAGACUUCAAGCGAAGCCUUUGCGAUCCUUGCCGAAUGGGUGAGCAGAAGGGCUCGGAUUGCUCCAAGUGCAAGGCGAGCCUCCGAAAAGCACAGCUACGCUGGCAUCCGGACAAGAAUCCGGAGAACCCCAUCGUGUCCACCAUCAUUUUCAGGUCUGUUCAGGCAGUCUGGAAUGGCGAGCCAGGGCUGAAGGCGGAUGAGUCAAACAGAAAGGAGGACUCAGAGGAGCGCUCCGAAAACCCGGCGCGCGGGUACCCUCGACAACAGCAGAAAGCCAACCGAGAGGAGAACUUCUGGGAGUUCCGGGAGAGAGCUGAGAAGUGCACAGUCCAGUGA